Cinara cedri is the source of this 24810-nucleotide messenger RNA. The record is from the annotation of a GenBank genome assembly. Lineage: Eukaryota; Metazoa; Arthropoda; Insecta; Hemiptera; Aphididae.
AUGAAUAUCUCGUGGACCUUUUUUGUUUUGAUUAUAUUUAAUCUAAAUGAAGUAAGUUUUUGUUUUAGUAACCUAACCCUAGCUUGAACUUACGUACCUAUAAUGAAAUUGUAGAAAAUAUUUUUUAAAUAAAUUUACCUAGAAGUUUUCAUAUUAAAAUAAAAAUUAUAGAAAUUAUUGCAAGUAGUUAACAACCAGUGAUAUUUAUUGGUUUAAUUGUAAUGCGUAUUUUAUUUUCCGCCCGUCAACAACUUUUCUACAGGAAAAAUUGUUUCAAUUAUCAAGUGUAGCUUCUUUUCAAAAAGAAAACUGUAUUUAUUUACCGCAUUUAAGAUAGUAUUUUUUUGAUUGUCCUGUUUUGUUAUAUUUCGUAGAUAUCUGAUAUUUUCUCACAAUAGUAUUAUAGGUAUUAGCUAUUUCUAGAUAUGGUAAAACUUUUAAAACAUUCUGGUGAUUUUUGAGGUUUUUAAAAACAUCUGACAUUUUCGAGAUAUUUUAGUUUUCUGUAGAUAAAAUUGUUUUAGCCAAACAAAAAUACUUGACAAUAUAACAUGAGAUUCAUCAUAAUUUGUAUAUAGUGAUCAAAAAGUAACGUAGUAGAUAUUUAUUAUAUGCGUUUUAGCAAAGAAUUGAUGAAAUCUUAAAAUGUCGGCCACUUCAUUACAUAUAUAACCGAACUUCGUUCAGAACCGUAUUUUAUUAGCAAUAUUUUAUCAUUGCGCAAGUACUGAUAUAAAUUUGAUUACUCAAUGUGUCCUUACUUUUUAAUUUUCCACCUACAACUGUGGCACAUCCAUCAGCAGUAUCAGCUAUUUUUUAUAUAUAUAUAUAUAUAUAUACGAUAUACCUAAUUAAAAUUGAAUACCAAUAGAGUAUAAUACGUAUAUUAUACGUCAUAUAUUCUCAAUAUUUUGUUGAAAAAUCACCGAUAUACUGCGUAAUAAAAAAAUUCGUUAUGAUAUAACUUUUAUUAUUGUCCAUCUAAACCAGUUAUACCACCAAAAUUAAAAUAAUAAUACAAAUUGUAUUGAUUUAAGUAAUUGUAAAUAAAAAAAUUUACAAUUUUCUUAUGAUUUAUUGUAUUUUUUUUAAAAAAAAAAUCUGUUGAAUAAUUUGUUUUGUAAUUUUAAUAUUUGUUUAUUUUAUUUAAUUGAUAUCUAAAGGUACGCAAUAAUUAAUAUAAACCACAAGGAAAAUAUAAAAUACCCAACGUAAAGCACAUGAUGCUAUAUAGUAUACUCAAAAAAAUGUAUGGGAACAAUACUGGCUAUAUAGGAAUAGUCAGUUUUAUUUAUAUUUAUACAUACAUAUAUGUAUGACAUCUAUUAUGUAUAUUAUAUAAUAUAUAGGUAUUCAAUUUUAAUAUAUAAAACUAUAUAUUUUAUAUUUUGAGCUUAGCGUUGAAGUUAAUAAAUUUUUUUUGGAAAUCAAUUUUUUUGGUUAGGGAUAAUAAUUCAUCAAAUUUUUUACUUGAUGGUACUUUAUUUGAACAUUUAUCUUGACUUCCAAUAGUUUUUCUAAAUAGUUAAAAAGUAGCUCACAUAUUUAUUUACGCCAAUGUAAUAAACAAUAUAUUUGAUUAAUAUGAUGAUGGAUAUUCGUUUGAUUCGGGAGGAAAAUACUUUAAUUUCUUUAUAUCUUUUGUAAGUAAAAUACACAAAAUCAUUAUUCCUUUAUUUGAUAAAAACAAAUGUCUUUUUCUUCUUCUUCUUCUUCAAAAAAAAAUCAAAAUAAAUUUAAUACUGUACAGGAUAGUAAUUUAUAGUACAGCAUAUAUUUACAUUUUAACAUUAUUGCAAAACUUAAGUACAAUCAAUUUUAGUUUCCUAGUUGCAUCAAUAAUUCAGAUGUUCAAUUAUUACAUUAUUAGUAAGUAGGUACUUCUUUACGCUUCGCAUUUUUAAAGCAAUAUUCCGCCGCUGCGUCGUUAUAAUCUUGUUAAAAACAACAAUAACCUGUUUUACGUUGUAUGCAUAAACCGUUAAAUUUCUAUAAUGUAAUUUGUAGUUUAUACUGUGCAUUCGGGAUACCUGUUAGUGUUCAUUAAUAUUAUUGUAUUCGACAUUUCAUAAGAAACAUAAAUUAAGUUAAUACAACACGGCAUCUCGAUUUCGCCAUCGCUCUUUCAAAGUAGGUAAUUAAUAAUAUUUUUUAAUAACAAAUUGUGUACACUUAAUAAUUAAGUCUAAUUUUUACAUACCGGUUUAAUAUACUAAAUAAAUUAAUAAUAAUUCCAACAACUUAUCCUCAAAAACUCACUGUUUGAAUUAUCAUUGUAGAAAUAUUUACAAUUUUACCUCAUAAAACGAAUAAAAUAUAACUUUUUUUUUCCGCUUAAGAUCACUUUGUCGAGAACUCCGUAUACAAGUACGCACCACUAUCUCUUAAAUAGAAAAUCUUCCUCGAAUAGCUAACUCCGACAUUUAACAGUUAAUCACUUGUGUUUGAUUUCUUUAUAAAUUUCUUUCAAUAAUUUAACCUUUUGCUGUUAUAAUAUUUAUACCCGUUGUCUUAGUGCACGCAGUUUUGAAGUGUUAAGUUCUCAAGUUAUAAUAUUUUAAUUUAAUUGUGACUAUGACCAAAGGAUCACGUGAGGAUAUUUACAAGUAUCUGAUAGCAUAUGUCCUGGGGUUCCAACAACGUAGGCAUGUAAAAAAAAAUUGUGUUCUAAUUUAUUGAUUUCGUCAUCAAUUCUUGGUCUUACGAAUUCAAAUUCCUAUAUUCCUAUAUUCCUAUACAUAUAUUAUAUAAAUAUGCAAUAUAAUAGAUCUAUCUAUCUAUCUGGUUGCUCUACACUAUAGCCAAGUGUAUAGUAUUUAUACUGCAUAGUAUCCAUUGCUAAAUAAUAAAUAUGUUGAACAAAUCUAAUUAAAAGUAAUUUUAAUGAAACACGUUAUUGAAUUGCUUCUAGAAUAACCAAUAUACCUUAUAUGCUUGAUGAAAGUAAAGACGUCCACUAGCUAUGCUAUUAAAUAAAGAGAAAAGAUUAUUAUCCCAAUGAAAAUAUUUCGGAAGUAGAAAGUACAAUAAUAUUAUAAUAAUAGGUCAAAAAGGAACAUAACUUUUUAAAAAAAAAUGACUUUACUUAAUUUAUUACUAUUUGUAAUAAAAUAUUAAAACUCCAAUACCACAAAUGUAAUAAUCAUAUUAAACACCUCCGUCAACAUUUUUAAAAUACGAUAAAUCGGUGAGAGAAAAAUUGAUAAAAGAUAAAGAAAUUAUAAUUUUAAAAAUAAAAAUUGAGACACAACUUGAAAUCCAUUUAAGAAAUCCUUAUUUUUCCACUAAUUAGCUCAAAAAUGUCUAUAUUUACAAACAACAUUGCAGAAAUGGUAGUCACAAGCCCAUAAAUUAUUAACCAUACACAAUAGUGGAAGAUCAGGUAUUGAAAGUGAAAACUAUCGAAUGCAGAUACCAAAUUCUUAAAAAAAAAUUGUCCACAAAAAUGAUUCAUCAGCUAUAUUUAUAGCAUUUAUUUAAACUUUAAACAGAAACUGAUACGGAUUUAAUGGAUGUUCAAUCAAUUUUAUUUAACUUUGAUAUUUAGACAAAUUAUCACAACAUCCUUACAUGUAACUCACUACACUUUAUCCUUCCAAACAAUUUGAGAUAAAAAUACAAACUAUAAGUAGAAGUGUACCACAUAUUUUCCAAGAUAUAGAAGAACAAUAUUUCUAUAAAUUUAAAAUAUGGUUUAUGAAUGGAUUUUAAAUAUUAAGAACUCAAAUCUUUCAGUUUUUAAGUGGUUAAUAAUGCUAGAAAUACUGAUUGUGGAUUUUCACCCUUCAGUUAUAAAAAGAUUUGCGUUAUAUGGUUGAUUUAGAUUUUAUUUUUAUACAAAAAAAAUUCGAAUUCUAGUUAGGUUCAAUUGGAAAUUUUCCUAGGUUCGAUUUAGUUAACAAAUUUCAAAAAUAUUUAUGUUUGGUACGUUUCAGGUUUUAAAAAUAUUGUUAAGUUCGGUUUAUUUCGGGUUUGAAACAUAUUGUUCAAGUUGAGUUCGACGUCAAAAAUCACUGUCUUUAGUGUAUCUACAUAUGUAUACCACCUUUAUCGCCCAUUGAUCUUUAUGUUGCUCAGCUAAAUUAAAUCGAAUUCAUUGUUCAAAACUACCCAAACCGUAGCCUUAUAUUCAUUGGUGAUUAUAAUCUCCCAUUUAUUGUAUGGUCUAAUGAUAUAUGCGGUCUGCGUUUCCUAAAUGAUAAAUAAAUAAAUACUGACAAAAGCACAAUUUUGACAAUUACAGGUAAGGAAAUACAGAUUAAACAGGUAAUUACAAAAAUAAAUAAAUAAAACAUAAUAUAGUAAUAACAAAUACAAGUAUAAUAAUAGUUAACAGAGAGUGUGAUGUGUAUGUAGACAUAAUAAUGUGAUGGGGAUUUGUAAAUGUUAAUUAUGGGUUCAUGGAAAAAAUCGAUAUAAAAUUAGUUAUUACAUAGAGACAUUGCUCUUGAGAGGGGUGAGUUUUUGGCAAGGCCUGUACUGUGGAUUGUAAUAUAGAAGAUUUUGGGGUAUCUUUGCGGAUGUACCGGAACUUUGAGUUGGAUAAAAUUUAGUAAGUAAGAGGAAUUAAUAAAAUCAGUUACGAGGUUGAAAAUGAAGGUCAUGCUCGUUGCAUUACGUCUAGUGGCCAAUGUGGGGACGUCUAAAUAAACGUGUACAGGUUAAUAAAUGUGUGGCUCUAAUGGAAAUUCUAAUUUAAAGGGAGCGUAUUUUAAGAAACUAUUCUGGACUCUUUCGAUUGAACCGCUUUGAACCAAUUUGUAAAAUUGAAAAACCGACAGAAACUGAACAUAAAUUUAUAAUUUCUAUCGAAAUGGGUAAUAACUAAUAAUAAUUGAAAUCGUUUUCUAAAUAAAAAUUAAUACAAAGUAGUUUGAAAAAGGUAACCUAACUUAACCUUGAAAAGUACUACAAUGUUAUUGAUCGUGAUUUUUAUUUAUUUUUUUUUUUUUUGGUGUUUUAUAGAUUAUCAGUUCAAAAGAUGACCAAGACACUAAAAUGGAAAUAAAAAUAACAACACACGGUCAAAUCGAAAAAAAUAGGGUAAAAUAUUCAGAGUGCCUAAAAUUUAUAUUUCACGAUGUAUUUUAGAUGUUUAGUAUUUAUAGUACUUACUAGUUACUUUAAUAUUUCAAAACAUCUCGAAAAAAAAAAUAUUUAUUAGAAAGAUUAACGUUUCAAAUUAUUUGCAUCGUAAUUUAAGCUAGUAUAGUUUUACUUAGAGGUAAUAAAUUUUAAAAUUAUUUUCUAAAUUACCAACAGGUUUUCUAUACAAAUUAAAAUAAAACUAAUAAUAGUUUUCAUGUCCAUGUUUUAUUUUUGUUGAAUUCUGAAUUGUAUCUUGUCUACGUGGUGGAAGUGGCACGACUUAUAUUACAUAUACUAUUUCGAAAAGAAUAAUUUGUGAAUGAUUCAUAAUGAUGCAUUCGUUGCAUAUAGAAUAUAAAUUAAAUUACCACGUAUAUUCUACCUUAUCAAAUAUUCACUUAAAAUAGUGGACUACUUGUGAGCCUUACUUUUAACUUUAUGUGUUUAAAAUUGUUUUGACAGAUCAAAAUUGUUCAAAAAUUUAAGACGAAGUUCAUUAUAAGUUGUACUUGGUAGUAAGACAAAAAAUGAAUGAAAAGUAGUCGUUUUUUCAUAAGCAUAUAAAGUUCAUAUUUUGAUGACGAUCGUAAAAAACAUGGCAUUACAAAACAUAAUUAACUAAACGAAUAAUCGUUUUGUGUUUGCAAUAAUUUAUCGUUGCUACCUUCCUCACUUUCCGCGUACAAAGGUGUACUAGUGAUACAUCCGUCAGUUUAGUAUCAGCGUUUUUUUCAUCAUAAGUCGUGUCACUUCGGACAUCUAAACAUUAUUCAACUGUUUGUUGAACAUUUUAUAACUGUAGAUUAACAUUUUCAGAAAAUAGAUGUGCAUGUAAUAUCUACGUUGGAUGGAUCAGAUGUAUCAAGUUCUUCGAAUAAAACUCAAGAAAAAGAUGCUCAAGAAUCAGAAAAUAGUGAGGUAAGGAUCAAAUCGAGGAAUGAUAUGACAGGUUCUGUUCAAUUUCAAAAAAAAACGGUGAGUAUUUUCUAAAUAUCUCAAAGACAAAUAGGAAAUAGUUAUUGUAAUGUUCUGCAAUACAAAUUCGUACAGUUUUUUAAAGUGAAUACUUAAAAUGUUUAGUUUUCUGAACAAACUAAACAUAUUAUGCUAGCGAAAAUAUAAGGUUGCAAAAAGUUGAAAAUUAAUUGAAGAAUAAAUUUGAUACCGAUUUUAAACCGAUUGGAGAAUUUUAAGGGAGCCCCCGCCGGAUUGAUUUGACAGACGUCGAUGAAUUCACGAAAAAAAAUUAUACAUGGUUUAACUUUAAAUUGCAUAUAAGCUGAAUAAUAAUAUAAUAUAAAAUAUAAUAAGCUGAAUACGUGACAAAUAACAGACAGCAAACUGUUGAGUCAAAUGAUAAAAAAUUAGACUGUAAUUAUUAUAAAUAAAUAUGUUAUCAGCGCGCUGAUAGGGCACUAAUAGGUCUUCUUUUUUUUUCGCCUUCAUCCCGAAUAUUUGGGAUUGGCCUUUCUCAUUUUAGGCUUCCUUUUGACCCGAUGUCCCGUCUCGCUUAAAACUGCUAUUCUCAUGUCAUUUUUAAUCGCAUCUAACCACCACUUUUUCAGUCUUCCUCUCACCAAUUCCUCCACUGUUUAUUCGCAUUGAAAUUCUUACUGAUUUAGCUUAUUCUCUCAUUUGUUUUUGAAUUUCUUUUACACGUAUAUUAAAAGUUCAUAUACUCGUAUAUUCGUUGCGGCCGUAGUUAAUUCCGGUAGUCACAGAUUAUUUGUAUUAGUCUUACUUUGGGUUAAGUUUGUCGACGAGCUGUCUCGAACCAACUGCUUUCUGUGAUUGCAGACGUUACAUUGAUUUAAGGUGGUUUAAAAUAAUGUAGUCCACAAGUUAAGUUUAGAGUAGUAAUCGUUUAUUUAAUAUGAACUAGGUUUAAUGAAUUAGACGGUAAAACUCCGACUCACUCUAUAAUAUAAUAUGUGCCACCGUACACAGGCCGCGUGGCCGCUCUGUGCUUGAUCAGCACUACAUACAGUGAUUCCUAACACAGAUCGUGUAGUGGUUCAUAAUAUAUUUAAGGUCUAGUAGUAUUUAUUUAAAAUUCUACCUUACAGAAAAAUUUAGAUAAGUAAAUGUCGAAUGUAAUGUAUAAACAUUACAUUAAAUACGAUAUAAAUUUUCAUUAUUAUUAUUAUACCACAAAAGUUGGUUUAAAAUUAUAUCAUUAUAUAUGAUAUCCGCAUAUAACACAGAAUAUUUACACGGGUACACGGACUAGUGUAGUCUAGUAUACACAUGUAUUUUAAUAACACACACUUUAGCACCACUAUCAUAAAAACACGUACGUUGAUGUUCUUAAAUAUAUUCGUGUUCGUGAAAUAGAGACCCCUAAUCUGCACAAAAUCAUUAUACGUUUCAAUCAGCCACUGGCCAUAGACAUUGAUUUUAGAUAUAAAUCGAAAUAAAAUAGUAUGUUUAGACUUGAAAUUAAAUACAUAUUAAAAACUAUUUUUAUAAACUAAAAUACAUCCGUAGUAAUAACCAAAUAAAUGUUAGCAGCUGGUCUUUAUUUAAUUACUGAUAAUUUUGGACCAUGCAUAGACUCAUAAGGUGAUUUAAAAAAAAAAAAAUUAAAAAAUCAUUGAGAAAAAAAUUGCCAAAUUGUUAAUUAAAUAAUCCAAGUCUCAUAUUAACAUACUACUGAGGGUGUAUUGUGUGUUUACUUUAUGAUACAAUUUUAAAUUUUAAAGUUAAUAUCAACAUAACAUUUAUAUUACACAACUUUCUUUCUAAUUUUCAGUCAUCCGACGGUAAACCACAAAUUACAAUUACUCGAGAUCCAGAUCUGAACAACCAAAAGGUUAGAAAAUAAAAAAAAAUGAGCAGAAUUAUAAGCGUUAUCCAUACGGUGUUUGUUCGAGAAAACAUUUUCCAUUUGUAGGGUUCAAAUUAAAGACAAAUACAAAUUAUUGUACUAUAUUGUAUUUUCAAUAGAUUGCUUACUAGCAUCAACAUCAUAGUACAUACAAUUUUAUAUAAAACUACAAGAAUGAAUUAUUGUAUAAUUUUUUAUUAAGACGUAUUAUCACAAAUAAUAUUUUCGAAAUUACGUCAAAGUUAAAUAUUGUAUUUUUAUUUUUAAUGUUUUUUACUUGCAGGCUGAAGAGGAAGAUAUUCAAACAAAUAAUUUGAUGAAUAGAAGACCUCCUGUCGAAGAGCAACCUAAUGUAAGAGAACUUAUAUACUAAGUCUUCCAAAUUUUAUGUCACAAUCAGAUUUUCCAAAAUUUUUACUUUUUCAAAAAAUUUUAAAAACUUAUUGGAAACUUAUAUAUUCUAAUAUGUUACACUGUCCUUAUUUUUGAGGUGGAAACUGUUACUUAUUUUUGGUUUAAAUGGCAACCUAUAUUAAAAAUUGUGUAAAUAUAUUGAGUAUUAGUUUAAAUACAUUUUUGAUUUCUGUGAAUUCGUUGACGAGAUUUCCACUUUUAAGUUUUGGUAUGAGGAGAGUGGUGAAGCAUCAUUUGUAUAUUUAUAUUAUACACAUAUUCUUUCUUAAACACUAAAAAAUCGAAUCUACACUAUAUUACAACUAUACUAGUUCCAAAAAAAAUGUUUGAGCAAAACAAUGGUAAGGAUAGAAGUUAAAUGUUGAAAUUCCUAUUAGGCACAUCCUCGAUACUAAUGCUAUUUAUAUACGAGUACAACAAUUCACCUCCUAACUUCUCAUUUGAAGAAUUUUACAAAGACCCAGUGGACGUGAAUCGCCAGUGAAAGCGAAAAUUAAUAAUUAUCCAAAACCUUCGACAAAUGUAAAUUAUCAGAACAUUUAAAAAGCCAUAAAACAAAUUUAAUGUGAUUUGAAGAUGUGAUUUAUUAUCAGAUAACAAUCGAAUGUUAUAUUGAAAGGAGGUAAAAUCUAUUAGAUUAACUGUUUAAUACCGUAAAAACGAUUAAAGUUUUAAUUUCCAAUAGAGCCGAUUAUAUAAUUCUCCACGAAUAUCACUAACUGAAUCAGAAUAAACUUCCCCGUUCUUUCUACGAUUUUUCCGUUUUGCUCAAUUAUUAAAAAUCUGCACAAUAAAUUUAAAAAACAAAUUACUUACUCACCAACAAGAUUAAAAAUGAAACAAAUAUCUUUUGUCGUUUUGUUAUUGAAGAAAUAUUUCUGGUAAAAAAAAAAGCGUAAAAAUUAAAAAUAAUGAAAUCAUAACACCGUACAUUUUUGGUCUUAUUCCGGUUUUUUUUUUUAAUUAUUAUAAAAGCCAUUGGGAAAAUCGAAUAAUCAUAUAUAAUAUAGGAUAUUAAAAUGGUGUUACUUGUAUAAUAUUGCUCUCACAUUUGGUAAAACUAUACAACUAUAAUUAAUAAUUAAUAACUAAUAACUGGCCUUGCCGCAGAUGUACCGCCAAAAUAAUCAACUUAAUUUUUCGCCAAUCGAAAACAACCAGACGAAGACACCGAAAAAAGUUACAUUUGUAAGAUAAUUCUUCGCAUAGUGUAUAUUCGUAUGUUUAAUACUUAGGUACCUAUAUACUAACCAAGGCAGACGGCAGAUUUAUAUCCGAAUAUUCGAUUUAAUAGAAAUAGGUACUAAUACGCCAUAACUUUGGCAUUGAUAUAUUCGAAUAUAUAAACCUUGAUUUUGGAGGUGCCAUUUGGGGAUUGAGGGGCAGGUUUUACAGUGUACGCUUACAAUCCCUCACAGAUUACAUCCAUAACAUAGAUACAUAGAUAAUAAAUUAAUAAUAAUCGAUUCAUUGGCCGUGACAUACAGACUCACCGCUCAUAUAUUCAACUUCUUACAUUUCUUGCAUUUUAUUGUAUAUUUUAUAUCUUCUCCUUUUUCUUCUUGAAAGCUGUUAACUUAGCCAUAGCUUAACCUAUCACUUGUUUAUACUAGUUACUCGUUCUUUUAUUUCAUCGUGUAUGUUGAAACAAUAAUAAUAAUAAUAAUAAUAAUAAUAAUAACUUAAUUGGGCAUAAUACAAACAAAUUAAAUUGAUUUCGAGUUAACACAGUGGCAAAUGAGUUAAGUUCAUGUUAAAUAAUAAAAAUAUAAAACUAGUAAGUUAAAUUAAUAAGUUAAAAUUAACUUAACUUUUAACUUAUUAACUAGUUAAUACAUAGUUUUGUGUAUAAAAGAGGGUAAUAUUAAGAAAAAACUGUUUUGAUAAAUUUAUGGGAAUUUAUACAAACACAAUAAUUGAGGUGUGUCUGGCGGGGUAGGACUCGGACUCAUAAAAUGUUCGCACCCCUCAUUGGAUAUAUAUAUAUAUAAAUAAAAUAUUAAUUACACUAGUUUUUAAAUUUCAGGGGCCGGUCAUCGAAAACAACCAGGGACAACAACUAACAAACAAACCAAAUUCGGUAACAAAUUCAUUAUUUUUGUCACCCUUAUUCUUGGGUUGGAAAAGAUUUCCUAUUUUUGGUUUUAAAUAGCAAUCUAGCUAUAUUAAAAAAACUAGGAUAAUGGGGACGGUGCAGCUACUAUUGUGGGUGGGAAGUUGAGAAGGCAGGAUAGACGGACAUUUAAUGUAAAUCUCUACGCAACGAUUAAACAUUACUAACAAAAAAACGAUUCUGAGUGGAGUUUAGCUGAUAGUUAUGCUUUGUCUAUAAUAUAUAUGGCAUAUUAUGGUAAAAUAAUUAAAUAGUCAUUAUAUAUUUUCUUUAAUAAUAUUUUUUUAAUAUUGUAUGCAUUUCCUUGUUUUUACCAAUUUUCUCGGUUUUUUAAAUUUACUGAAAACUUUUGGGAAUAUCAAAAAAUGAUCUACCUAAAGUAUCACCCCAACAUUUUCAUUUCAGAAAAGGGCCUACGUCGUAUACAUCGGAGUACGCUUUCUAGUAGAAAAAGUGGUCACAUAAAAAAAAAAUAAACAUCUUUGUAAAACCAAUAAAUUCUUCGUUAAACUCAGAAUCUAAAAUAUUUAAACAAUUUAAGAAAAAAUCAGAAAACAAAUAAAAGUUGGUAGUCGUUUCACUUCAAAAAAUAAUGAUUUUGUAAAAUCUUAAUCGAAUUACGAUAAAAGAAUCACUUUGUAUAUAUAUAGAUAUAUAUAUGUCUAACAAGAUAAACAAUUACUGAUGUGGUGUCUGCCGGGGGAGGUGGGUUGUUAGAGGAAUUGGACUCGUAAAAUGUUUGCACCUAUCAGUAAGAAAUUUAAACGACGCUCCUGAUAUACUUAUUGGAUUUAUACAUAGAUAUAAUAUAUUUAUAUAUAUAAAAAAAAAAAUUAAUUAUAAUCAUUUAUAAAUUUCAGGCGGCGGACUUGGUAAACAAUCCGGUACCAAAAUCAAUACUCAAAGAAAAUACUGACGUAAGAAAACCAAAAAAAUAACAUAGAAUAAACUAUAAUAUUAUUCAUUUUAUUUUUAUAAUAUACCUCGUUUAUAAUGAAAUAAUCCCCCAGACAUUGCCAGUUGUUAGAAAAUUGAUAAGAUGCCAUGAACCAUAUUUUACUGUUACUUUCUCAAAAUAUCGAAAUGGAUUAGUUCUACCCCCCUUGCUUUUGACAUAAGAAAAAAAAUAACUGAGGAUACCUAACAUUAAUAAUUGUUCCCAUAUCGAUCCACCUCAAUUACCUCAACAUACUUUACCCAAGCCCGACCAAUUUAGAAUUUGCAAGAAUAUUUUUCUUAACGAAGUAUUAAGUAUGUAUUUUUAAUGAAUGUUUCUUUCAAAAAUGUGUACGAACAUGGUUUUCACGUUAUUGCUUAAAGACAUCUGGCGGACUCGGAGUAAUAUCAUUCUAGUCCCACUCACGGUUAAAAAUGAUAGAUGUUAUUCAUUGGUUUGACUGCACCAUAUUUCCGUACUUUAUUUGUAUGUAUUUAUACGGCCGUUUUUAAAAUGUGUACCUACUAUCCUUGUUCAGCGACAAUUGCGGUAUCUUAAAAAAUAUGUUCCCCAGCCCCCUCAAUGGAAAUAUCAUUGUUUUCAUUACUUUUCAAAAGCAAUAAUUAUUAAGCACUUUGUUCGUAAGAAACUUAUACACCUACUUUUUAAAUGUGUAUAAUCGUUACUCGUACGAUAUAUCCAUAGACACAGAUGCAUAUAUAUAUUAAAUACUAUAGCAUACUUAGAAAUACAUCAUAAAUUGUUUUAAAUUGGUUGCUUUGUAUUGCCCAAACCAAUAGUCUAUAGACCAUAUUCGGAGGGCUACGUAAAGUUAACCUCCUGCUUUUAAAGUUUUAAUUUUAGCGACGAAGGCCUAGAUUGCAAAUAGUUUGACUUUGGUUUCUAAAUGUUGCAAAAAGGUUGCUUAAUAUUGGCAAAGUUUUGGAGUUUCUAUGACAAAGUAAGGGGAUCAACUUCACAGACGUGCUUGAACAAACGGCCUUUUUUACUCUGACUCUAUCUACUGUUUUUUGGCAAUAAUGUGAAAACUUAAGUACAAAUUUUGAAAAUUGUCAUACAUAUUCAUACAAAACAGAUUCUAAAUGUGCAUUUAUCUGCGUAGAUAAUUUUUAAAAAUUCUAAAUAGGUGGGACUGGGGUAAUGUACGUUCGUUGUGUGACUUUUCAACUUGAAAAUAUGAUCUAUCCAAAGUUUAAUUUUUCUUCUUAUUCAUUUCCAACUAAAACGGAUUUUCAGCGACUAAAGAUCAAACAUUUUUACAUAGGCUACUAACUUUCUUGGAGCAGUGUAAGGUUUGGACGUAUUUGAUUUUUUUUUCGACGUUGUUGUUGCUGUAAGCAGUUAUGGCUUCAACUUUUUUAUUAUUUUUCUAACAACUAGCUAAUGACUUAUAUAUUUAUUAUUUAAUCAUCAAAAAAAACAAACAAAACAAAUAUUUGUUUUUUGCAAGUUUAUCGAUAUUUUAUUAACACAGUUUACAGCGUGUUUUUUGGAGAUGAAUCCGUCAAGGAAUAGGUCCGUCGUAGAACCAAUAGACAAUCGAUUUCUGGAUUUCUCCCGAGAUUCCGACCACGAAGACUUUCGUAAAAAAAAAAAAUAAUAAAUAAAUAAAUUCUAAUAAUAUUAUAUUUUAGACAGCUACUUAAAAUACUUUAAAGGUACUAAUUUUCCUCACACUUAUCAAUAUGAAACAUUAUCCGAUAAAAAUAAAAAGUACCAGAACGCCACGAAUACCUAAUAUAUAAGUAUUUGUACAAUAAUAUGAAACAUAUUUGCAAAUAUUUUAUUCGGUCAAAUCGUGAAAAAAUCAAAAUAGUCUUAAUUUAUUGUUAUAACUAUUACUAUUUUUUUUUUUAUUAGAUUUAUCUAAUCAUCUAUAAUUUAGACGUAUAUUCGACCUAAUUUGCAAAUUUUACAUGUUAUAAUUUUACGUCUCAUUGAUGUUGUUAUUACAUAUUUAUGCGCAAUGGUUAAAUGAAUAUGCAAAUCAACUCAUUCACCAACGCGUACAUAUUCCUACACAGGUCCCUACAGGAGAAGAAAAGGUAAGCGUAAUCGAACAAUAAAUAAGAAAACAUAUUUUGUUAAAUAAAUGUAAAACACAUGCGUUGCAUUUAAAUUAAAGAACUCGUGAAUCUUAAAAAAAAACUAAAUAUCUAUCGACGUGGGUGAUAAAUGAUAACAUUAACACCGUUUUAUAAAAAUGGAUUCUAAUUUCAUAAAAGAGAUAAUGAUAUAAGAGCAUAUAUUAUAAAUACAAUAUUGUAAUAAAAUUUGAUAAAAUUAACCAAAAAAACUAUCGCGGUUUCGAUUAAGAAUAUGACUACAUUGAUAUUUAUUUUUUCUUUAUUAUUAAAACGAUAUGUUGUUGAGGGGUCUAGGACAAUUAAUCGACGGGGCCAUUCGGCCCAUAUCGUGGAUACGAGGAACAUCAGGACGUCGCCGUUCGGACGCGGAAAUAAUAAUAACAAUACUAUUAAACAAAUCCAAAUGAAGUCUGAUGGCAAUUAAUUUUAAAUCCACAUACAUGAAAAAAGCCAAUUGAUCAUAAAAAACUCGUUGAAACAUUAAAUAAUACCGUACUACGAAAUUACGGAAUGUACGUAUUUAUACGUUAGUUCACUGAUGUCAGUUGACUACAAUUUUAUUGUAUGGAGUAUCCUACUGAAAUAGUAAUUGCGGUUUUCGAUUCGAGUACCGUCAGAAUAAUGUCUACCCGGCAAGAUUAAACCAACAUUUUAUUGUCAUCGUAUCGAUAUAAAACGCAGUUGUUACGAUAUUAAACGUUUGGUAUUUAAUAAUCAUACAAACGGUUAUUAUGAAAUAUUUUAAUCCAUUAUUAUCUAUGAUCAAUAGGCUUUUUUAAUGCAUACGAACUUAAAAUUAAUUAUAACGAGUUUUUCUAUUUCAAUUUCUUUCAUUUCAUUAAUUACAUUAUUGUUAUUGUUGUUAUUAUUAUUAUUAUUGUAUCCAAAAGACGCGUUUCAGAUGUUCCCCGCGUCCAUUUGUCUUAGACUAGUUGUUAACGGCAAUUAAUUCAAGUUUUAUACGUGUGUGCCAGUGUUAAUUGACAAUUCUUUCAAAAAUCUUCCUCCUAUUAUCUAGUGCGGCAUCAUUUCUAUGAGAAUAUUUUUAACUAAUUAAUGCAUUUAGAUUCCGAGCGUAGCGAGGGAGCUAUUGGUUUUACAAUGCCGUUUAUUUUUUUUCUCCUUCUUUGUUCUAGUCUGUGGACACGUAUUUUCCUAAUAAACUUGCUUCGAUUUUUACGUGUAACAACUUUUCUGAAAACUCAAGUCGUCUAGAUUGUACUUUAGAGAGGUGAUUUUUCGAUUUUCUACGCCAUUUUUUUUUUUAACCUUUUUUGUUUUUCUAUUUCAAUUUCUUUCAUUUCAUUAAUUACAUUUACAUUUACAAUUACAUUAGUUGCCUUUUUGAUUUACUUUCCUACGGUACCAUUACCAACAUUUUUGAGCCGCUUUUGAGCUUUUAAGGAAUUUUAAUUUUUAGCAGUUUUUUUGCUGUAAUUCAGUUAUAAAUACACAAUAUAAACUUUAAACGUAGUAGUAAUACUUAUAUUGGACUUACCUAGACGUGGUAAAAUUUCCAAAACCAUCGGACGACUUUGUUUUUUUUUAAUAAGCGUUUUGAAAUCAAAUUUAAACGAAAAUUGCAAAAAAAAAUUACGGCACUUCAAACUACGUUUUACCUGAUUGCGCUCGCCCGUAUAGCAAUUUGUAGACAUUGAUAUAUAUUAUAUAUCUAAAUCAUAUAAAACUGUUGAUAUUCAAAAUUCCAUAUUCAUAUAAAAACGUUGAAAUAAUUAAAAACUAAUAUUAAAAUAUGAAUAUCCUUCAGGUAUAUUUGGAACAUCUUGCUUUGAAUAUAUGAUAAUAGAUAUUUGUGCAGUGUCCAUGAUAAGACAUGUGUGGCAUAUUUAAUAAUUUUUAUUUUCAUAACAUCAAACUAUUGAUAUUGGUAUUCAAAUAUUAAUAAUAUAUUUGAUGAACAUUCAAUUUGUUUUAUCUAAAAUGCAUGAAUUAGUAAUAUUUAUAGGUUGUCAGAAAUUAAAUUUCAACUGUAUGUUUAUAGCUAUAAAUAUAAUAUGUAUAAAUUAUGUAUGCUCUAUUAUAGUGUAAUAGUUGUCCAGUUCAUCUGAGCGUAGAUACUCAUCGAUAGUCAUUACAUGUUUAUUUUCGAUUAUCUACCUAAUUGUAAAAUUUAAACGGCGCUCGUUUUAUAUAUUUCAUAGGUACCUAUAGAAAUUAUCACCAACAUUUUAUAUUUUAACAUCUUUCGAGAAAAUAAUUAAUAAAAUGGUAAGAUAUGACGUCAUUGACGAGCAUCCGCAUGUUUUCUUCGGUUAACGCUCGCAAAGCGCCCGUUUUAAUUUCGCCGUCACGAGAUACCGCUUUUUUUCGGUCGUUUACGCAAUACGAUUCUAUUUUGGUCAGUAUGUCAAAAACUUUAAAAAAUGUACCUACUCGUGAAACCUUUUUCGACGGGAGCCUUUUGUGAAUUGAACUUUUUAUAAAACGAGAUUCCUUUUAGAUAAAAACAAAAAAUAUAUGGGAGCCGUUUGUGUUACACCGGUUUAGUUUUCGUACGAUUAUUUCGGUUCAUUAUAGUUCACUGCUGUUUUCGUGUAAUCGAUUCUAUUAUUGAAAACGUUACUUUGAAAAUUCUAUGUGAUAAGGUGAUUAUAAUGUAAUAACUAUCCACCUUACAAUAAAGAUUCUAAAUAUUUAAAAAAUUUUUUAUUUUUUUAUUUUAUAUUAUAGAAUGACGACACAAAUCCACAGAUUUACAAUUUGUCAUCAGAAGAUGAAAAAAGUAUACCAAAAUCUCUACCUACAGUAAGUGUCUGUAUUCAUAGAGUAAAUAGAGAAUAUACGUAUUUACAAAAACAGGAUGAAUAGUAAAACCAAAAAUAAAAACAAAGUUAAAAUUUCAACAAAAUAUUAUGAUUUUAGAUUCCAGAUAAAUUUCUUUCAGGAAUAAAUUUAUUCCGGGCAUUUAUAUUUCGAAAUAGGUACGGUAUACCACAUACAAAACUUUUAAAAUGAAAAAAAAAAAAAAUGUAUUCUUAUUUAGUACUUUAAUUUAUAACAGAAUUUUUAUAUCAAAUCUUGACGAAAAUCGUUCGAGUAAAUAAUGAUAUGGAACAAAUCUUAGUUUUGGUCCAUGCAAUUUUUUUAAUUUUUUGUUUCGAAUAUAAUAUUCUUUUGAAGUUCCGAUAUUAUAAAAUUAUAAUUUUACAAAAUAACGAUUCUAAUUUUCAUUUUAACUUUCAAAUUUUUAGACAAUAAAACAUAUAUAUUGUACGUGUGUGUCUGAGUGUGAAAACAAAAAUUCUUCUAAAAAAUCACACUUGAAUCAAAAAAUGACAAAAGACCUUUUUUGUAUCACUGUGGAUUUAGUUGGUGACAAAAAAUGUCAAAUUUAACGUUUUCUUUAUCUUAAAUUUUGAUAGAUCAAUUAAAAAUAUGGACUUGUUUAAUAGGAAAAUUCCAUCACUACCCACAUGAAAUAAUAUGAGUGUACUGUGUUUUUCUUUGUAUUCAAUAAAAUAUGUUUAUUUAAAAUAUGUUUAAUAUUUUAUCGAUUUUUCCAUGUUUUUUCGAAUUACCCUAAAGUAUCUUCCCAGUCAAACUUUCUUUCAGAAAAAGUGCUAUCAUUUUUUAAAUCGGAGUGACAUCGCUGGUAGAAAAGUUGUACACAGAAAAAAAAGGCCAUAAUAUUUUUUUAUUAAUACCUACAUUUCGUACAUUUUCCGUUUUUCCGACGGUUUUCGAUAUUGUGAAAAUCGCUUGAAAAAUCAAAAAACGAUUUCUCUAAAUUACCAUGGAGAUAAAAUUUUAUUUCAGAAAAUAUGUUACACUUGAUAUAUCAGAGCAAGAUUUCUUGUAAAAAAGUUUGCACAACAAAUCGAGCGGUAUUUUGCGAUUAAAAUAGUUCGAGAGAACGAUAGCUUGAGUCUCUAGGUACCUACAAAAUGUAUUUGAUUUUCCUUGUUUAGAUAAAAGGGAAAAAAAAUGCAAAAAAAUAUUUUCGAAACACGGGUUCGAACUCGCGAUUAGGCAUAAAUAACCAUUAUAUAGCAACAAUAUGCUUUAAGAAGGCCAAUAUAGAGUUAUUUAAUAUAACUCUAUAUACUCAUAAUAUCUGGACAAAAUUCUCUUUCACAGUUCAUUGCUCUUUUCGUGCAAUUAAUUCUAUUACUAAACACGUAAGUUUAGAAAUUCUCAGUGAUAAGGCGAUAAAUAGGUACUAUCAAUCUUCAAGAAAAUAAAUAUAUACAAUUUCUCAAUAUUUAGGGAAAUUUUAAUUUUUUUUUUUUGCAUUUUAUAUCAUUGGAGUAUGACACAAUGCCAUCAGAAGAUGAAAAAAGUAUACCAAAAUCCCUACCUAGGGUAAGUUUCUGUAUUCAUAGAGUAAUUAGAAUCUACGUGUUUACAAAAACAGGAUGAAUAGUAAAACCAAAAAUAACAACAAAUUUAAAAUUUAAACAAAAAAUAGUGAUUUUAGAUUCCAGAAAAAGACUUUCCGGAAUUACUACAUUCUGGUCAUUCAUUUUAUCGGAAGAACACGGUACAUCGUUUCCAAAACUUUUAAAAUGAAACAAAUAUUUUUUCAGUGGUAUUUUAAGUACUGCUGAAAACUUGUAUUUCCUUUUUCUUUAAACAUUGGACAUUUUUAAAAAAUUUUAGCCAUUUUUGACCUAUUUAUAGAUAUUUUAAUUUUGCGAGUUUUGUACGUAAUUUUUAUUCGAUAAGUAUUCAGUUGAUAAAAUUUUUAAAAUUCAUUUGAAUUUGAAGAUUCACUAUACAUUAAAAAAAAAAAAAAUGAUCCUAAUGUAGUACUUUUAUUGAUAACAGUGUUUUUAUAUCACAUUUUGACGAAAAUUGUUUGAGUAAAAAAUUAUAUAGAACAAAUCUUGUUCCUGACCCAUGCAAUUUUUUAAUUUUUUCAAUUUUUUGUUUAGAAUAAAAUAUUCUUUGAAGUUCCGGUAUUAUAAAAUUAUAAUUUUACAACUAAUUCAUUCUUAUUUUCACUUUUACGUAAUCUAUAUCAAAUUGACAAUAAUAUAUUUAUGUUGUGUAUGAGUGUGUGUGUAUGUGAACUACUUUACUAUUGGUCUAGAAAUAUUGCUCGAAUCAAAAAAUGACAAGAACCCUAUUUGUAAUAUUGUGGAUCUACAAGUAGUUGGUGGCAUUUCUAGGGAUAAGUUCUAUACAUACCCGUGAAAGCUUUAUCGACGAGAGCUGUUUUGGAAUUGGCCUUCUUGAAUAAAAUGAACCAUUUUGGAAAAAAACAAACAAUGGAUAGAAGCGGUUGGGGUUACUCCGGUUUAUUUUUCAUUCGAUUUUUCGAUUCAUUAAAUUGCAUUGCUCUUUUCGUGUUAACACGUUAAUUUGAAAAUUCUCAGUGAUUAAGUAAUUAAACAAGAACUGUCCAUCUGUAUGGAGAGGUUUUAUUUCUAUAGGUUUUAAAAAUUAAAUACGUUUUAAAUUUUUUGUUUGUAUUUCAUAUUACAGAAUAAUGACGCAAAUCCACAGAAUUACAAUUUGCCAUCAGAAGAUGAAAAAAGUAUACCAAAAUCCCUACCUAGAGUAAGUACUUGAAAUCUUAGAGCAUACCUAUUUACAAAAGCAGGAUAUAUAGGCGAAACAAUAUUGGUUUUAGAUUCCGGAUAAAUACUCUUCAGAAUUACUACAUUCCGGGCAUUAAAUUUAUCGGAAUAAUACGGUGCAUCUCAUCUAAAUCUUUUAGAGUGCAAAAACUAUUUUUUUUCAGUAGUAUUUCUAGUACAACUGAACACUUAUAUUGUGUCAAAUCAAAAAAAAAAAAUUGAUCUUAGUAAUUUUUUUAUAAAUUUAUUUUUAUAUUAAAUUUUGACAAAAUGACCUAUGUAGUAUGCAAUGAGUAUACUACUAACUACUUCGUAAAAUUGUUUUUUUUCUUUGUUUUAUUUUUAUAGAGGGGCUACUCAGUGACUUACAGUGGUGUUCCGAAAAGUGAUGAAGAUAUAGAAUCAUUUACCGUAAGUUCCUGUAUUCAACGAGCUAUCGCUAUACGGUUCUGUAUAUUUAAAUUAUUUUAUUUUUUUUUUUGUAUUUUUAUGUUAUAGGGUGACGGUACAAGCCCACCAGUUUACGAUUGGGGAUCAAAUGAUGAAAAUAGUAAACUANUUUUUUUUCUUUGUUUUAUUUUUAUAGAGGGGCUACUCAGUGACUUACAGUGGUGUUCCGAAAAGUGAUGAAGAUAUAGCAUCAUUUACCGUAAGUUCCUAUAUUCAACGAAUUAUUUGCUAUGUACCUAUGAAAAUCGGCUGUAUAGGAAACUCAAAAAAUGACAAUAAUUGUAUAUUAUUACCAUGUCAUACGUAUGUUUGUUCGUUCUUAUAAUUCAUUCGGUUUAUUACUUUUUAUUACUCUUAUCGUGUAAACGAUUUUUAUAUUAAACAAGUUAAUUCGAAACUUAUCAGUGAUAAAGGUUCUGUAUAUUUAAGUAAUUUUAUUUUAUUUUCAAUAUUUUUAUGUUAUAGGGUGACGGUACAAGCCCACCAGUUUACGAUUGGGGAUCAAAUGAUGAAAAUAGUAAACUAGAAUCUCCGCCUAGAGUAAGUUCCUAUAUUCAUAGAUCAUACUGAUUGACAAAACCAAGAUGUAUGUCCAUCUUUUUUUAUAAAUUGUAUUCUUAUGUCACAUUUUUUAAUAAGAUUAGAUAAAAUACGAAUUUUAAUCUGUAAUAAAUUGAGCACCUACUUAGAAUUCCAUCUAGAAUAGCUACUGGAGUUUUAACGAAGCUAUUUCUUUUUUGUAUUCGAUUGAUUUUCAAAAAAAAUAUAAUUUUAAAAACAUUUACCGAUGAACUAUAUUCAUGAAAUAAUAUCAAUUUAAGUAUUCUUAUAGGCAUAUAUUGCAUAGGUAUACCUAUGUAGUAUGCAAUAAGGACUAACUACUUCUUAAAAUUGUUUUUUUUCUUUUUUUUAUUUUUAUAGAGGGGCUACUCAGUGACUUACAGUGGUGUUCCGAAAAGUGAUGAAGAUAUAGCAUCAUUUACCGUAAGUUUCUAUAUUCAACGAAUUAUUUGCUAUGUACCUACGAAAUUCGGCUGUAUAGGAGACUCAAAAAAUGACAAUAAUUCUAUAUUAUAACCGUGUGUUUGUUCGUUCGUAUGAUUCAUUCGGUUUAUUACUUUUUAUUACUCUUAUCGUGUAAACGAUUUUUAUAUUAAACAAGUUAAUUCGAAACUUAUCAGUGAUAAAGGUUCUGUAUAUUUAAGUAAUUUUAUUUUUUUUUUUUUGUAUUUUUAUGUUAUAGGGUGACGGUACAAGCCCACCAGUUUACGAUUGGGGAUCAAAAGAUGAAAAUAGUAAACUAGAAUCUCCGCCUAGAGUAAGUUCCUUUAUUCAUAGAUCAUAUUGAUUGACAAAACCAAGAUGUAUAGAAGAACCAAAAAAGCAAAUAAAAAAAAAAAUUAUAUUUAACUCCCAAAGAAAAAAAUGAUUUUAGAUUCCUAAUAAAUACUUCUCGGAAAUUUAUUUUUCGGAAUUGUACGAUGCACCUCAUCCAAAAUAUUUAAAAUGAAACAAUUAUUUUUUUUCAGUAGUAUUUUUAGUAAUACCAAAACCUUAUUUUUGCUGUUUUUAUUUUUAUAGAGGGGCUACUCAGUGACUUACAGUGGUGUUCCGAAAAGUGAUGAAGAUAUAGCAUCAUUUACCGUAAGUUCCUAGAUUCAACGAACUAUUUGCUAUGUACCUACGAAAAUCGGCUGUAUAGGAGACCUCAAUAUAAAAAUAAUAAUAUAUUAUAACCGUGUCAUACGUAUGUUUGUUCGUUCUUAUAAUUCUUUCGGUUUAUUACAUUUCAUUACUCUUUUCGUGUAAACGAUUCUAAUGUUAAACAAGUUAAUUCGGAACUCAUCAGUGAUAUAGGUUCUGUAUAUUUAAGUAAUUUUAUUUUCUUUUUGUAUUUUUAUGUUAUAGGGUGAUGGUACAAGCCCACCAGUUUACGAUUGGGGAUCAAAUGAUGAAAAUAAUAAACUAGAAUCUCCGCCUAGAGUAAGUUCCUAUAUUCAUAGAUCAUAUUGAUUGACAAAACCAAGAUGUAUAGGAGAACUAAAAAGGCAAAAAAAAAAAAAUACAUUAAACUCUCAACGAAAAAAAUGAUUUUAGAUUCCGAAUAAAUGCUUUCCGGAAUUAAUACGUUUAAGGAAUUUGUUUUCGGAUUAACGCGGAGUAUCCUCUCAAAAACUUAUACCAUGACACAACCAUUUUUUUGGUAGGAUUUUUAAUUUCUAACUCCAUCGUUAUAAACUAUAAUUUUAUGUUUUUCCAAACAUAUUAUGUCCUUAGUUUUUGUGAAAUAACUCUUGAUCAUGUAUAUUUAUACAAUUUAUCUAGUUUUUUAUUAAUCUGUGGAUAUUUUACCUAAGCGCUAUCUAAAAAUAAUCAAACAUCAUUUUAUAUUACCAUAGAAAAAUCUAAACAUUUUGCAUUAUAAGGAUAAUAUACCAUUUAAGAAUAUUCCUAUUUUUGACAUUUUUUUAAAAUUUUUAUUACAGAUGGACAAAUAAGUAAAUAGCCCGAGUGUUCAACCAGAUCAAAAUAUUUUAGAACACCAUUCGAGUUGAGUCAUUUCAGACCUACAGUCCAAUCAGCGUAAGGAAACCAAAAAAUAUACAAUAGAAUCUAUACCUGUAUCUGCUGACUUCCUCCUGCCUAUAUAAGAAUGCUCCUUACGGAAAUAGAUCCAACUAUUAAUAAAAUUGGUAGCAGCUCAUCAGAUUCAUCCUUUUCAUUAAAAUAAUUUCUAUAUUAUGUCAUUUUUAAUUUUUCAUAGUUAUUAUAAUAAUUAUUUAUAUAAUUUAUACGGAUAUGAAAAUAAAACAAUUAAUAUAACCGAAUCUUUCUGUUUACUUACUGUAGUAUUGACGUUCCUUUUUAGUUGGGAGGGAGGGUGAGCGUUUUUUGUGGAGGAUGAGAGGCAAAUAUUUGAGAUACACUGCAAUAAAUUGUGUAAUUUUUUCUGAUUAAAUAUAAAUUUAUACAUUUUUUUGAAUUCAUUACGAUUAUAAAUUAAACACGGUAAAUAUUCAACGAUUAUUUCCAGUGUCCGGAAUAAAAACAAGUUGAAAUAUCUUGGGAACUAUGACUAAAAAUAAAAAUAAAGUAAUUGCCAUGUUGACAGCAUCUAUAAAUACCAUUGACAUAAUACAAAAAUUAUUAUUUUUAACACAAAGACAUAACCUGGCAUGGAGAUAAUUUUAUUGUGAAUGAUGCAUUAUUGCAAGUGUAUUGCCAAUGUAUUAACGUUAUUUAUGUAUUAGGCUCUGUUUACGUGAGCAGCAUUCUUAGGCUGGUGGAAGUCGAUAGGUAUAGAUUAUAUUGUAUAAUUUUUGGUUUUUGGUUUUCAGUAACAAAUUGGCUAUUCAUGAUAGUUUUUCCAUAUAAUAGAUAAUUCUCAUUAGUUGGACCUCUUGGGUUAGUUAUUUUCAUGGUCGUCUGUUUAUUAUAUUUGUUGCUGAUUAGUUUGCUAGUGUUGUAGAGAUUAAAGUAGGAAAAGUAGAAUCGGUGUUACACGAUUGCGAACGAUACGAUUUCGAACAGACCUUUUCCCGUAACACGAUUGCAAACGUAUUACUUGCAGCGUUCCCAGAUUUUGGUGUUAAUGUGGGUGUAGUCAAUUUGCACUAAAAUUUACCCUAACUAUAUACGAUGUUUGCAACUUGCACCAAUAUUUUUUAACUUCGCUUGUAAUUUACACCAAAACAAAGAUAUGUAAUUUUCAGAAUCUCAGGUAGUAAGAAAAAUGAAUUGUAAUUGGCACCAGAAAUUCAAUUCGAUUAUUCUUUCGAUAGUAUUUACGUACAAGUUUGUUUUGACAUGAGAGUAUAAUAUAUUGAGAUAUGAGAAGCUAAAUACACAGAAUAUUCCUUUUCGAAUUUGAGUGGUUAUUUCGCUUAUCUAUUUACACCGUUUUAUGGUACGUUAAAAUGUAUCUUCGUUAGGAAUUCUGAGCAGCACCACGUCUAGAAAGUGUGUAAUUUAAGUAUUAAGUAAAUGAUUCAGCCGUCUACGGUUAUUUUGAUAUAAAUUAAAACAAAAUAAAACCAAACCGAAUAGAAACGAUAAGUAAGUAGGUAUUGAGUUUGGAAAAUAUUUUAUGUUUUUAAAGUUAUAUUGUACUUAGUUUUAUUAUAAAAUUUACAAUUAUUAUAUUUUUAUCGGGCACUGGAAAUUACAUAAUUGGCAUGCUCAUAAUCAUAAAUGGAUAUUAUCAUCAUAUGGAGGUAUAAUUUUAUUUAUUUUUUGUUAUUUUUGAUUCUCAUAUAUCCCUUUACGCUUUUGAUAUUAAGUGAAUAUAUUUUCCAUUGAGCGGUCUGUAAUAUAUAAAAAAAAAAUUAAAUUUUCAUAAAUACUACAUUAUCCCACUGGUGUUGUGAGACUAGUAUUAGGUGUACAGUCAUGGGCGAGAGGGAACGGACGGCGAAAUGCUGGCUAUGGGUUUCAGGCGCGCGCACGGGGGCCGUCAAUAGGAACACGGUAGAGAGUGCUACGAGUUGCACAGUAGAGUGUACCCAUAAAUAACAGGAUCCCAGGGAAGAACGGCCAUCGGGAGGAUACCACAGGCCAUCAUCACGAACUUCACUUACCCUUCGACUGGACACUCUCAAGGUGCACAACUUAUUGGUAAUAUAAGAUCAUACAAAUUAUUUAAAUAGUUUCUUGUUUUGUGUUAACACCACAAAGGAUACCUUGGUCAGUUACAUAAAUAUCACUCACCAAAGUCGAGUUCUCGAAGCCUCGUAAAUAUAAACAUAGAGCGUUAAGCACAGAGCGCGGGGGCCGUUACAACUGGUAGAGGCAACGGUCGAAUUAUCAAUUCACAAUUUUGGGACACUUUAAUAGGAAUUAUCCUAUAAAUUCCAAUGUCGUGGAGUUGAUCAAUGAGUUAAAAUCAAUUUUAAAUAAAUAUAGAAGUUCAGAAUUUAUAUUAUUGUAUUUAAAAAUCUAAUAUUAAAUUAACACCAAAAUUAUCUAACAUGUAUUCGUUUUAUGAAAUUUAGGUCCUUAAUUUUGUAUUUAUGUACAAUAUGACAAUUUUUUCAUUAGUUACCAACGUUUACAGAGAUAAUAAGUAAAUAAAUUAAGACAUUAUUCUUACCUUAUGUUUUAAAUGUUUGUGUAACUAAAUAUUUUUCUAAUUUAUUGGUUAUAUUCCAUUUGCAGGGGUUUUUAAAUUAUAGAGCGGUUUGAAGAUGAAUUUUUGUAUAUUCUUAAAAGCGUAAGUACCGAUGCAAAUACUAACAAUACAAAACAAUAAGUACCUAAAUAAAAAUGCUAUUUUUAAUUUUUAAUUAUUUACCCGAAUAAACUAUUUGCGAAUAUGUCUUUAUAGUUAAAUA